GCGCGGGACUCGGCGGCCGCCGGCACGAGUGGCGCCCAUCCCCCGCCCGGCGGCGCCCGCCUCCCCGCUCCGGCCGUCCCCGUUCUCCUCCGGCGGCGCUCACCCGCGGCCGCGACGAUGUUGACGGGGCAGGAGAACCAGGAGAACGUUCCUCCGGGCGGCAAAGCGCCGCCGGGUGGCAAAGCGCCGCCGCCCAGCACCGCCGGCGCCCGCGUGGCGCUGGGGCUGCUGCGGGGCGCCCAGCAGCGGCCCGGGCUCCCGCUGCAGGCGGCACGGAGCGGCGGUGAGGGCCAUGGCGCGGCGGCGGGCCGGCCGAUCGGCGGGCAGCAGCCCUUCACCAUCCACGUGGAUGAGCCGGACGGGGAGCAGCGGCGGCGGGGUGCCCCGGCGACCCAGAAGGAGGAGGCGGCGGCGGCGCUGGGGCUGCGUGCGGCCGUCUGCGCCCUGGGGGAGCGGCGGCCCUUGGCGCCCCUGGGCAACGCCAUGGAGCUGAGCUUCGGUUCCCCAAGUAUUAUGGAUAUUUCAAUAACCUCAGAAGCAGAAGAGAAAAAACCAAACGUUAAUAAUGUGCCAGACUAUAUCGGCGAUAUCCAUACGUACCUUAGGGAAAUGGAGGUGAAAUGCAAGCCUAAAAUGGGUUACAUGAAGAAGCAACCUGAUAUCACAAACAACAUGCGGGCUAUUCUUGUGGACUGGCUGGUGGAAGUUGGAGAAGAAUACAAAUUACAGAAUGAAACCCUGCACUUAGCUGUAAAUUACAUUGAUAGGUUUCUUUCUUCAAUGUCUGUUUUGAGAGGAAAACUUCAGCUUGUGGGUACUGCAGCUAUGCUGCUUGCAUCAAAGUUUGAAGAAAUCUACCCUCCUGAAGUAGCAGAGUUUGUCUACAUCACAGAUGACACCUAUACCAAGAAGCAGGUUCUAAGGAUGGAGCACUUAAUUUUGAAGGUUUUGUCGUUUGACUUGGCAGCUCCAACAAUCAACCAGUUCCUCACUCAGUAUUUUCUACAUCAGCAGACAAACGCUAAAGUGGAGAGCCUGUCAAUGUACCUUGGGGAGCUGAGUCUAAUUGAUGCUGAUCCUUACCUAAAAUACUUGCCAUCAAUUAUUGCUGCUGCAGCAUUUCACCUAGCAGGCUAUACAAUCACUGGACAGACUUGGCCUGAAUCCCUGUGCAAAGUAACCGGCUACACCCUUGAAGACAUCAAGCCUUGCCUCAUGGACCUACACAAGACCUACCUCAAAGCAGCACAGCACACACAACAGUCCAUAAGGGAAAAGUACAAGAGUACAAAGUACCAUGGAGUAUCGCUUAUUGACCCACCAGAGACACUAAACGUAUUGUAAUAAUCAAGAGACUGAUCUUUUUAAAAGAUGUAUAUUACAAGAAAAUGAUGUAUAGUUUUAAAUGUGGUUCAAAAUUCUAGAUGUGAUCACUUGGAAUAUUAAUACAGGUUUUGAUGAGCUUAAUUAUGAAGUUAGUUUUAUGUGGUUUUAAUGUAAAUCUUUUGUACAUGCAAUCUUGUUAAAAUAUUUAGCUGGGGUUUUAUAAAAAUGUUUUCUUCAAGCACGGAAAUAACCAUGCAGACCAAGUGAAGUCUGAGACUGCUUAUCUAAUUAUAGACUAAACAUUAAUAUUAGCAGUGCAUUAUUUUAUAGUAGGGCUUUUUCUCCAAGUAAGAAUGAUGUGGACUCCACAGCAGUAUUUGUAGCAUUUUUAUGCUGUCUAGUUUAAACUGAGACUUAGUAUAGAUCCAAAAUGUGGCUUAAUGGCUAUAAUACUGGAAGAAAACAUAUAGCCAUGAGGAGAACACCUUGCUGGAAUUGAUUCUGAGGCUCUUUAGGACGUGCAGUGAUUGCUACGUAAUGUAUUGCCAGAUCUCCAUCAGGUUAAAGGUUAACACUGAUGCAGGGACUGCAGGGUUAAAACUAGUAUAUCAGUUCAUACUUCUCUCUUCCAGGACGUAGGAAAUGGUCUUGCUACAGGUAUUUUCUAGUCAAUGUGUAAAACUGAUACUAAUUUAAACCCACAGAAUUCCCACUGAUGUGUUAGCUGUCCUGAAAGCCCAUCGAUACCUACUAAAAAAUUUAUAGCCAUCAGUCUGCUUACCUACUACCACUUGAGGGGUGGCGGAGGGAUUAAACUGCAGGAGGGUGAACUACUGCUCUGUGCCUCCAGGAGGAGGGAACGUCUUCUGGCAUGGAUGGGCUGUGUAUAGAAUGGUACGAAUUCUGUACACUUUUUGCUUGGAAAGGGUUCCUCUGCAGCAUGCAGCAAAAAUGAAGACUAACUGGUGUAAUUUUUCCUUAGUUGUAGAACCAUUACAUGAGCGAACUAGCAAAUAAUCGUAUUAGAUCAAGGGGACGUUUACCUUCAACCUGUGUAAAUGGAGUGAUGCUGCCCUGCACCUGCUGUUCUUUGCAUGUAAAGCAGUGAGUGCAUGGAAAUGGGUGUAAUUAAGCCAUUUCCAGGUUGGCUAAUAAACAGCUUUUACAUCUGACAUUAGUGGUCUUGCCAAUACUUUAAAACCAGUUGAGGGGUAGUACUACCACCUUAAACUGGCAUUCAUUUCCAAAGCUUUUUGGCAACGGCUGUCCUGUGAAACCUGUGCCACUUCAACUUGAUUCAAUGCUGUCUGUCUGGUUAUCUGGACACCCAACAACUAGCAGGAUAAAUUCUUCACAGAUGUUGAACAGCUGUUAUGGUGUGGGCUAUUUAAAAUAAAUUUUUAAAAAAUCACCAGCCCUCUGUCAAGCUGACAAAUGUUACGGUGAAACAACUCGCACAGCUUGAGUCAGUAACUGAAAAUGUGCUAUUCUGCCCUCACCCCUGCUCUGCAGCCCAAGCCCUCCGUGGUCCAGCUCGGUUAUAAAACUGAUCCACUCAAGUGGUGGUGGCUUACCCAGUCAAGACAAAAGUACGCAGCAGAGGCUGCCUUUUUUGGUCAAUGCGAGCUUUUUAGGAUGCACUUUGACUUUUAUAUGUGUUCUAAUAUUUAAUGAAGAACUGUAUUUCAUUGGUCUACCACAUUCUCUGAUAGCCUUUACUUAGCUUAGUUUCAUUAGGUUGCCACUGAAAAGCUAAAACUAUUUGGGAAAAACCUGUGCAGUGGAUCGUGUCUGGUGCUUAGUGUUGGGAAUGCUCUAACGCUGACUGGCUGUUAUUCUUUGAAGACAAUAGAGCACAGCGCUCUUCCUGAGAAACCGGGUUCUGCCUUCCCCUUCUUUUUUUGUGGUGUAUGCUGGAAACUGUCCAAGACCACUGAGAAACAUGAACACUGGAAGAGGAGUAAGUUAGAGGAAGCUUGUGAAUUAUUCUCCCCAGAAAAGAGCAAGUAGCAGUACUUAAGUGGAAGAAUUUCAGCAGUUUAUAGUAUUAAUUUACUAUGUAAUGAAAUGUCUCCUUGCUCUAUUUGCAGUGGAACUUGUUCUUCUACUGGUCCCACAGCACAGGAAAAAAAAAAUCUCCCUUGCUCCCUGAGCUUUGCUUUCAACAUACCAAUACAACUUCCUCUGCAGCCUAAAAAUAUGCUUUGGUGAUGGGCUGGCCCCUCUGCCCAGUAUAAUGAUGUUCCUCCUUCCUCACUGCCAGCUUCUGCAGGAAGCAGCAUCUUUUUCAUCUUCUCAUUUUCCAAAAUUAAGAUGGGAUGAUUCUAGCUCUUGCUACUAAGCUUUGAACAAAAUAUCCCAGGUUGUACUGUACUACUGUUUUGCCUAUCCAGUUUAACUUCUAAUCCUUCCCAAAUAGCCUCUGAGGCAUGCAGGGUAGGAGAUGUGUGUGAAGAGAGAAAUGGCAGUGCAAAGAAUACUGUUGGUCUUCCUGAAGAAGGUUAAGGUCUUGUGGUACUGCAGAAGAAACUGAAUCUUCACUCAUUUGUGUACUCCUGACAGUGACUUUGGGUUGGAAGAACUGCCACUAAGAAAACGCACUGGUUUAGUUCCUGGAGGAAUGGGGCUUUUGGUGUUUGUCCCCUUCUGAAGUAGCACAACUUGAUUAAAGCUUUGCUUGGCAGGGAGCCAUUUUUUAUUUUUUACAUUAAAUUCUAAACCUGGUUUGGGGAAUGUAGUAUCUGCAACAGUAACUUCUCUCCUGUUCCUAUUUUAUGAAAUACUAAGGUCAGAUGUAAAAUAGUCCUACUUUGCUCUUGUAAAUAUGUGCAUGUUUCCAAUUUGACUUGGUUUUUCAACAAAGUGGCUAGGUCAGGUAUUUUGGAAGCCUCCUCGCCUCUUUGUUUUGCCCAAUUCCAAAUUCAGAGCAUAGUUCUUUGAAUAUAGUUGAAAAAGCAUUCCUGUCUGUUGCAUGUAAUAUUUAAUUAAACUUUUUAAGAAACUCCAUUGCUGAAGUACCAGUUGCUUCUCUCUGAAAGUUUUGCAGUUAAGUACGUGCAUUUCUGCUGAUUUUUAUACAAAGCUGUUUCAGUAAAAGGUAAGAUGUGGAGUGACACAGGCAAAGUCUCACACACAGCACACCCCUUCCCCUGUGAAGAACAUUCCAAGGUAUGAAACACUUCAAGGUGUGGUAAUAGCUAUUGUAAUUAAAAGAAGCUUUUCCUGGCAUUAAACUUGAGCUAUAAUUCCUUUUACAACCCAAACUCUGACUACAGGCAGCUCGCUUCAGUAAUGGCAGAGGCUGGUUUGUUAAAAACCUACAUCUUGCAUCUACAGUGCAAGGUGUAGAA
Grus americana (Whooping crane) is the source of this 4676-nucleotide messenger RNA. RefSeq names its product cyclin A2 (gene CCNA2). NCBI's taxonomy places the organism in Eukaryota, Metazoa, Chordata, Aves, Gruiformes, Gruidae. Gene Ontology annotation, cellular component: cyclin A2-CDK2 complex; nucleus; cytoplasm. Gene Ontology annotation, biological process: mitotic cell cycle phase transition; regulation of cyclin-dependent protein serine/threonine kinase activity. The record is from RefSeq and is a predicted model, not a curated record. Gene Ontology annotation, molecular function: cyclin-dependent protein serine/threonine kinase regulator activity. The transcript is spliced from 8 exons. Bases 118 to 1344 code for a protein of 408 amino acids.